AUGGAAAACUUUACGAUAAUAACGUUUGGUGAGUUAUAUCGUAAAACAAUGCGGUUCCACCAACCAUUGGGCGUCGUUGCAAACAACAACAAUGACUAUAUAAGCGUCAGCAUAAAUGAGACUAAUCCUGAUUCUCAAUUCAUAAUCACAAGUGAUCAACUUGCAAAGAUAAAUCCCUGCCAUGUCAUAUCGAAUGUAACAGAAAGUGUGAAUCUGACUCAGUUGAAAUCGAUUGUGAUUGAUAAGCGUAACGAAAACUUCAACAAUUUUGAUUCAUCUCUUGAUUCUCAUAAAACAACAACAUUGGAUAAUAUUUUAAAAUUCAAGAGUCAAAGCAAGUACUUCAGAAGCUACUUGCAGAGUCAAGAAACAGACACUAAAAGUAUUGAUUCAGGCAACGGCAACAAUGGCAUUAUCUUCAUUGAGACAUUAAAUUUCAUUGAAGAUAACUUAACGGAGCUGGCAACAUUAUCACCGACAUCACCAACAUAUGAUAAUUGCAUAACAAAUCAAAGUUACAACGUACAGAAGUGUUUGAGUAGCUUCCAAAGACAACGCAGGGAAAACUUAAUCAAGCUGGAUUUAGAGUCCAAUUACAUGACGAAGCAUGAGGGAUUGAUGCAGAUGGGUGUCAAUAGUGCUGGCUGUUCCGUAGAAUCAAGUCCCGUUGAUAGUCUACUAGACGACCAAGAGCUUUUAUCACCAUCGUCAUCGUCUUGUGCUGACCUCAGUUCACCAGAUCCCAACGAUUUACAACAGCAUCGUCGUUAUCCACGUGGCAUCAUAAAUCCAAAUUAUCCAGGCUUCCAACAUUUGGCGCAUACACUCGCUGAACAUUUUAUUGAUCAUCAUCAGCUCGAGUUGUCUGAUAGCGAAAUAUCUGAGGAUUUUGACUUUGAUGCUGCUUAUCGGAGUGGAAAUCUCGGUAACGUGAAUAUCAUGGGGGAUAUCAAUGAUAGUAAUAACAAUAAUGAUAACAUCAACAAUAACGCUGAUGCGUUGGAUAAGAAUAUUGAUUUGAAUCGUAAUAAAAAUAGGCGCAGUAGCUUUUCUAAACCGAGGAAUGUUGUGAAUGACUUGAGCAUAAUGAAGGAGAAUCAAAUGUUGAUGGAUAAAGGGUAUGAAGAUGGAAACGACAAUUUACUGAUGAAAUCAGAGCCGAAGGUCUUCUGUGAGAGCAAACAUUUAGAUCUUCACCAAGAGAAUGAGAAUCAUUUGGAAAUGUCUGAUGGCGAGGACGAAGAAUGCUGCAAUGUUUCUUCGAAUAUUUCCUUUAAGGUUGAAAUCGAUUCAAGUCGAAUGGAUUUCGAUGAGGAUGACGAUGAGUUGGCUGACUUAAGUGGAGAAGAUGACGCCGCUAUUAAGAAUGAAUUGGAGAAUAUUGAUAAAGCAGACAAUGAUUUCAAUGAGAAUAUAAAUUGUGACUUGGCCACUUAUCUCACCCAAUACGACUUCAAAAUGGAUUUGAAUAAAACAUACAAAUACGAGAAUGAACAUAAAACGGAAGAAGAAUGUUUGACCGAUGAGGAUAAUAGCAAACUACCAACACCUGAUAUUUUAAUUGAACAUAAUAAUAAAAAGCUUCAGAACGACGAUAACAGUGAAGAUAACAUGAAUGAAAGUAAUUUACCAGCAGUCGUCGUUGUUGGAGAUGAAUCUAAAAGUGAAAUGGUUGACGUAUCACAAUCGGAUGAUGUGAACGAUUACCAACCGGAUUUAAUUAAAAACAUAACAGAGACAAUUAAUAUUAACGACAAUAAUGAAGAUGAAGGAAAACUGGAAAUCCGGAGGAAUGUGAAAGAAUUGCAUGAAAAUGAAAAAGGUGAUAACGAGCGCAAUAUAAUCGACAAUGGGAAUGAUGAGAAGAUAAUUAAUCAAAUGCAGCAGACCGAGACGGCGUCAAAUUCUGAUUCAAAUGAGAUAACAAUUCGGAAAAAUCAUCCAUUGUCGUUUGAAAGUGCCACGUCAACCACGGUCGAUAUAAUCGGAGAUUUUGGAAAAGAAAUUGAGAAGGAAAUCGGUCUAAUUGUUUCCGGUUAUCGAAAUGCAACAAAUGAAAAGUUCUGUGAAGAACUUUCGAAUGAGAAAAAGGCUCAACAAUCGAUCCGUCCCAUUAAAGAUGUCGAGUUCUCAUCGAAGGAACAAGAACUCGUUUUCGAUGAGAAUAAAUUUAUUGAACAUCUUAAAUAUUUUAGUAAGAUGGGCGAUGCCGCAUUAUCAAGCGUCGAAGAAACGAUCACUAUGAAGAGCACAUUAGUCGACAUGAACGAUCAAAAUGUGUCGAAUAUGAAUCAGUUUUCGAACGAUGCUGGUGAUGGCGAGAGUCUUAUUCCAACUGCAAUUGUAAAGCCGAAAUAUCAAAAGUUAUCAUUCGACGACCGUCAACUUCCUAUUUGUGGAUCAACAGAUGAUACAAGUUGGCACAGUCAAGCAAACACAUUGUCAACUACAAUCACAACUACACCACGUAAAGUACAAAAGCAUUUGCCAAAAUCGCAAAAGUCUUUUGCUAAACAACAAAACCGGAAAGUGGUAAAUAAGGGCGGUGACUUAUGUGUUGAUUAUGAGAUGAGUGGUGAUAAGGAAUCAAUAAAUUCAUUACGACACAAUCAAAAGGAAACCGAUUGUGGUGUUGCCAUUGUGCAACCGAUUAAAAAAAUUAUAGACGCGAACGCGAGUGUAAACAUGAACGAUGAAAAGAAUCAAAAAUCUAUCGAUAUUUCUAAAAAUAGAAACAUUAUGAGCCAUAAACAUGAACAGCGAAAUCGUAAUAGCACUAAAUGUGAAAUCGCAGUGGGAAUGAAUGAGUGCGGUGAUAAAAAUAUUAAUUUCCCAUCGCGAAAGUCCGCGUGUAUCGUUCGUGAUUGUGAAAAAAAGGUGCCAACAAAGAAAAAAGAUCCGAAAGAAAUUUCAGACGCCUUCGAUGUAUAUAAUAUCGAGACAGCCCUUCCCGUCAUUGAUAUGGAAGCAAUUGAAACGCAUUUGAUGGCGGCUAAGGAAGAAGAACAAAAG
Clunio marinus is the source of this 3012-nucleotide messenger RNA. The record is from the annotation of a GenBank genome assembly. Lineage: Eukaryota; Metazoa; Arthropoda; Insecta; Diptera; Chironomidae.